Molecule: messenger RNA, 764 nt
Organism: Neltuma alba
Lineage: Eukaryota; Viridiplantae; Streptophyta; Magnoliopsida; Fabales; Fabaceae
Exons: 4
Coding region: 114-503 (129 amino acids)
Biological process (GO): endoplasmic reticulum to Golgi vesicle-mediated transport; intracellular protein transport
Cellular component (GO): endoplasmic reticulum membrane; endoplasmic reticulum
Source: RefSeq, a predicted model, not a curated record
GCAUCUUGGGGCCGAAAAAGGACCCCCGAUAAUCGACAUCAGAUUACCAAAACAUUGAGUCGAGCAGAACAUAUAUUCAUUCCGCUUGGCAUUUCCGGGGGAAGGUUCACCGAAUGGCGCUGCAGUGGAUGAUUCUGACGUACGUGGUGGCAGCGGAGGCCGCCAUCGCCGUUCUCCUCACUCUGCCCGCACCCAGGCUCUUGAAAAACCGUUUGGUUUCCCUUGUUUCCCUAAUCUUACAACCUGCUCUCUUCAUCGUCCCCUUCGCCGGCUUCCAGAUCCUUGAUUUAUACUGGAAGAAUGAACAUCGAUUGAUGUGUACUUCCGAGGUUUGUACUGCUGCGGAGCGAGACCGAUACGAGAAAUCUCUCUAUAAAGCUCAAAGAAACGUGAUUCUAUGUGCUUCAGCAUGUCUUCUAUACUGGUCUAUCUACCGGAUAUGCAAGUAUCAGAAGGAUAUCCAAAGUCUGGAGGAAGUGGAGAAGAGAAGCAAGGAGCAGUAGGAUUCUCGUCAAUCCGUUGUGUUAAUUGAGGAUUCAGUCUCUUGUUAUAGUCUGGCCUAGACGCUAUGGACAUGAAAACGUAAUUCACUAAAUCAUCCGUAGCUCUAAAUCUCCAAUCAUUUUGUGCUGGUUGAAAUCAUAACAUUCUGCAGAUUGUGUAGUUCAAUCUUCUCCUCUCUUCUAUCGAAUCCUUUACCCUUGUCCGUAUUUUUUUCAAUUGAAGAAAUGAACCCCAGUACAACAUUUUUAAGGUGCCAAAAA